AGAGGUUGUUGUAAUGGACUUGUGCAUUUGAAAGACAGAACUCUUAAGGAUGUCAAGGACAGGUCUAUAAUGAAUGGAAAGCAAGUUUUUAGGUUCAAAAGGACACAUCUUCAGAAAACACAGGAGCAUUAUCAACAACAUGGGGCUCAACAUCCUAGGCCAGGUAUUACAAUAUAUUUAGUGACUGAAUAGAAUUCAUGGACAGGGCCUCAAAUACUCCAUUAACACUUAAUAAAUGAACAUUGUAACUGCCUGUUUUGUACCCCAACCAUUAUGAAGCUGAACUGUAUAUACAUUGUCAUCUCUCUCUCUCUCUCUCUCUCUCUCUCUCUCUCUCUCUCUCUCUCUCUCUCUCUAAGAGAUUGCAAAAUGUUAACAAGAUGACUUUUUGUGAAAGUUAGAUUUUUUAGUGCCAAAAACGGAAAUAAGGCGGGUCAUAAAUAGUGCAGUACUUUUUGAUUUAAUCUACUUCUGUUGUGGAAGAUAUUGAUAUGAUCCCAGUGUGAGCGAGAUCUGAUUUUUUUUUUUUUAUCAAGUUUGUAAUGUAUAAAUAUCUUGCUUAAUUUUACUUCUAAACUUCCUUAUUAAACUUUGCUCUUUACCACCAGCAGCAGCAGGUGUGUGGUCAGUAAUGGUCAGCGUGACAGCAUAUUUAAACAACGUUCGCAACGGUUAAAAGAACAAACAAGCUGCAAUAAGAGAUCUCACCUCUGAGCAAACUAGUGCUUCACUGAGCUAAUGAGCUUAAUGAUCAAUUUCCAGCAGGGCCACAGCCCCUCUGUCGCUCCACCCUCCCUGCUUACCAGAUACCUUCUCAAUAAUAAGCAGAUAGAGCGCCUGGCACUGAGAAAGGAGCCAUGGACACCAAUUCAACAACACCCUAUUUCUCUUCUCGAUACUUCAGUGUCUCCGAUAUCAUUGUGAUUGUGGCUUAUUUUGUGCUGAAUGUGGCGGUCGGAAUUUGGUCCUCUUGCAGGGUGAGUCGCAACACCCUGAGUGGCUACUUCUUGGCCGGCAGAGACAUGACGUGGUGGCCAAUCGGGGCGUCUCUGUUUGCCAGCAGCGAGGGCUCAGGACUCUUUAUCGGACUGGCUGGCACGGGGGCAGCAAGUGGGAUUGCAGUGGCCGGGUUUGAGUGGAACGCUACCUAUGUUCUGUUGGCCCUGGCAUGGGUGUUUGUGCCCGUGUACAUAUCAUCUGGGAUAGUGACCAUGCCUGAAUACCUUGGGAGGCGCUUUGGAGGAGAUCGGAUCCGAAUGUACCUGUCGACACUGUCAUUACUGCUCUCUGUCUUCACCAAGAUCUCGACAGACCUAUACUCUGGGGCCUUGUUCAUCCAGGUGUGUCUUGGGUGGAAUCUCUAUGUGUCCACUGUUCUAAUGCUGGUGGUGACCGCUCUCUACACUAUAGCAGGUGGACUUGCUGCAGUCAUUUACACUGACACUCUGCAGACUUUUAUCAUGAUCAUUGGAGCCAUCAUUCUCACUAUUACAGCGUUUAACAAAAUCGAAGGCUAUCACAAUCUAGAGAAAGUUUACUUGAAUGCAAUACCGUCAAAGAUCAUCCCGAACACAACAUGCCACCUGCCGCGAGCCGACGCCAUGCACCUGUUCAGAGACCCGGUGGCAGGCGACCUUCCCUGGACCGGCAUGACCUUUGGCCUCACCAUCCUUGCAACAUGGUAUUGGUGCACUGACCAGGUCAUUGUGCAAAGGUCCCUAUCAGCCAAAAACCUGAGUCACGCAAAAGGUGGAUCUAUCCUGGCCAGUUAUCUCAAGAUGCUGCCCAUGAUCUUCAUAAUCCUGCCAGGGAUGAUAAGCCGAGCACUCUAUCCAGAUUCGGUUGCUUGUGUUGAUCCUGAGGAGUGUGUUAAGGUGUGCGGUGCAGAAGUGGGAUGCUCCAACAUUGCUUUCCCAAAACUGGUUAUUGAACUCAUGCCUAGUGGCCUACGUGGUCUCAUGAUCGCUGUGAUGAUGGCAGCCCUCAUGUCCUCCCUCACCUCCAUCUUUAACAGCAGCAGCACACUUUUCACCAUUGACAUCUGGAAGAAGUACCGCAAGAACGCCAGCGAGCGGGAGCUGUUGCUUGUCGGGAGGAUAGUCACAGUGAUCCUGGUCGUUGUCAGUGUUGUGUGGAUCCCAAUCUUGCAGUCCGCCAACAGCGGCCAGCUCUUUGUCUAUAUCCAGUCUGUGACAAGCUACCUCGCCCCUCCUGUGACUGCAGUGUUUGUUCUUGCAAUUUUCUGGAAGAGAACGAAUGAAUCAGGUGCAUUCUGGGGGCUGAUGGUGGGGCUGGUGAUCGGACUGACCAGGAUGAUCUUGGAGUUCAUCUACUCUCCUCCGCGAUGUGGCGUGUUUGACCCACGGCCAUCUCUCCUGAGGGGUGUCCACUACCUCCACUUCGCUAUCGUCCUCUGUUCGCUGACCGCUGGUGUGGCUGUGGUGGUCAGUCUGCUGACAGAGCCUCCCACUGAAGCACAGAUGAAAAACUUAACUUGGUGGACCCUGUCUGUAGAGAAAGCCACUCCUGAAAUCCAACUGCAGAAAGUGUCGUCAGCAAACGUGCCAUCGGAGCGAAGGAAAAACAGUUUAGAGCCAGAAGCCCAGGAUCGAUGUUGCUUGACCAGCCUCUUCUGCAACAUUCAGCCCCAACCCAAAGAAACUCCUAAACCCAGACCCAUCCACAGCACCUACGAGAACCCAUUCUGGUCGCGGUUCUGCUGCGUCAACGCUAUCAUACUCAUGUGUAUUAAUAUCUUUUUCUAUGCGUAUUUUGCAUAA
This is a messenger RNA of Polyodon spathula (Mississippi paddlefish), 2780 nucleotides long. It is a transcript of the gene slc5a10, whose product is annotated as solute carrier family 5 member 10. Gene Ontology annotation, biological process: transmembrane transport. Lineage: Eukaryota; Metazoa; Chordata; Actinopteri; Acipenseriformes; Polyodontidae. Gene Ontology annotation, molecular function: D-glucose:sodium symporter activity. The record is from RefSeq and is a predicted model, not a curated record. Bases 858 to 2780 code for a protein of 640 amino acids. Gene Ontology annotation, cellular component: plasma membrane. The transcript is spliced from 16 exons.